AUGCAUAACGGUGAAGAUUUAGUGGGCGUUAGUUAUCCGGCAAUGAGAUACCAGCCAGUCAAUAGGACGUCCAGAAGAAAGGUUUCUAACUUUCCAGUAGACACAUUCGACCUCAGGGUGCACGUACUAGUAGGCUACAUGGAGGAGGCUAUCCGUCGUCCUUUACCAAAUCAGGUUUUUGAUGAAACAGAUGACGACAAUGAUAUUGAAUCAGUUAAGUCCAGUGGAGAAGAAAUGAGCGAUGAUGAUGAUGAUGAUGAUGAUGAUGAUGAUGAUGAUGAUGAUGAUGAUGAUGAUGAUGAUGAUGAAAUAAAUGACAUGUAUAACGAGUAUGACAAUCUUGGGAGUUUCUUCACUGAAAAAGACGGUACCCAAGAGCCUUAUGAAGUCUAUGUUCGGUUCUCAUUCAGUCCUCUGCCCGAUGACGACGAGGCAAACAUUGAUGACGGAAACAUCGAGGAAACCGGAACAGAAAAUGACCACGCAGAGUCAUCGAAUCCGCGUUGGGAGUCGUGUUCUAAGAAUGGAAGUGAAAAUGUGAAGAGAUCGAGUUCUACGUGCCUUAAUUGCUUCAAAAUGACUUACCGCGAAGACGACGAAGUGAAACCCACAAAGUCCGUGAAAAGACCUAGUACUUUCCGUAGAGUGUUCAACUUUUCCCACAAAUUCCAGCGUUGGAUAAAUUUCUAA
Ylistrum balloti is the source of this 690-nucleotide messenger RNA. RefSeq names its product trigger factor-like. The coding region runs from base 1 to 690 and encodes 229 amino acids. Lineage: Eukaryota; Metazoa; Mollusca; Bivalvia; Pectinida; Pectinidae. The record is from RefSeq and is a predicted model, not a curated record. The transcript has 4 exons.